AGAUAAAACCCUGGCAAAGUGAAGGAGCAGUAAGAAAUAGUUAUCUCCCACAACGACGUCGCAGCAUUCUUCUACUUUACAGUUCUCAUUCAAUUGCAAUUUCCAUGUUUUCCCUCCUCUUUUUUUCUCUGCCUUUCUCGUCCGCUCAGCUUCGAUUUCUCUUCCUUUGAGGUGCCUGAUUCAGUAGCUCCUUCAGAACGUGAACAACUUCAAUGGCUAAACGAAGGGCUAGAAAAAAUGCCACACAACCUGCAAGCAGCAAAAACAAUGUUCAUGAAGAUGGAGUGUCACUAGACAAUAAGGAAGAAGCAUUUCAAGACCAUGAAGUUGAACGUCAAACUGCUGCAAUCAGGGCUCUUCGGGAUAUGGAAAUUGAACAACUGCGGACUAUGUUACGGUUACUUCACUCUUAUUUCAACAAGGAACAGUUGCAAGUUCCUGUACUGCAGUUUUUUAGAGAAAACCUUCCAAACCUAUGCAUUGCCGAGACGGCGAAGGAUGGCCAGUAUGAAGUGAAAUGGAAAGACAGAGAUGGGAACUUGUCUCUGAACCAUGCUGAUGAAAGAACACUACAUGCUUCCCUUCUACGUCGGCUGUCAAUUGCUUAUCCUGAUUACUCUGCUGGAAUUCCUUCUUUGGGUGGCUUUGAAUUUUCAAAUAAAUCCGUGAAAACAGGCCUACUCUGUGCUGAUAAAUUGCAGAUCAGGAGUCUUGUCUUUGAAGAGCCAUCUGAUUCACAAGUACUAGAGUUGAAGGAUGGCCUGCAAACUCCAAAUGUGAAUAAUAAUAGAUUGUCUGUCGGGAUAACACCCAAAACUCUCAGACUUCCAAAGUGUGGUGAGAUGCUUCUAUCUGUACAUGGCUCACCCCUUGGUGUUUAUAAGGAAGAUAACAUGGAAACAAUACAAGAGACUGAAGAUGGUUGAAUGUUGAGUGGAAGAAUCAUGCUUGUCGAGGAAGAUGUUCUGCAUCGAGCUUCAUUUGAAUGUAGUUAUGGUUAUCUUACAGUGAUUGAUAAGUGAACUCUACUUCAAUGUAAACAUGUAAUUAUUAAACUUUCCAUUAUGACCUCUCAGCGUGAGGCAUUCGUUUCAAAUGGUAUGUGAAAUCUGAAUCUUUGCACCUCUUUUCUUUC
This is a messenger RNA of Sesamum indicum (sesame), 1135 nucleotides long. Its product is annotated as translation initiation factor. The record is from RefSeq and is a predicted model, not a curated record. Lineage: Eukaryota; Viridiplantae; Streptophyta; Magnoliopsida; Lamiales; Pedaliaceae.